AUGGAGUUUUUAAGGAACUUAGAGGAAUCCCAUGAAGAUUUGAUUUAAGUCCUAGUCAUUCAACUAAAUGGAUUACAAACUAUUCAAGAUGACCCAGAUCCAGCAGUCGAUCUGCUCAUUGAUGAGUCAGGUGAAUCAUUGAAUCUAUAAAACGUUAAGAGGUUGCUCAUUAAACAGCUUCUAUGUAGUGUAAUAAGAUAAGGAGUCGAUAAAUUAGAUGAUUAUAAGAAGGACAGGGUAUUAUAAAAAUCAAUGUUAGCUUCAAUGCAUUAAUGGGUGGAAAGACUGAACAAAGAAUACGUUAAAGUUAGUGAUGAGGAUUACAAUCCCUUCAAAAGUAUAAUGAAAAGAAAUGACCCCAACUCAAAGGAUGAGUACAAUAAAACAGGAGACAUCAAGGGAGAUAGACUUGAUAUUAAUUACAUUAACUCAGUCUAUGAUGAUAAUCUCACAUAAAGACUCAUUAAUUACAACACUAGUACCCAUUUGAAUGCUAUAAAUGUUAAGAGUGACCCUGAAAUGUAUAUGACAUUUCAAAAAGAUGGAAAACCAUAUAAAUCAGGCCCAGGCUAUAAUAUGGCAGAGGGUUCAAUAGAUGAGGAUGCAACAACUUUACCUUAGUCCGAGAGAUUACCAACUAAAACUAGUAUGGAUGUAAAGAGCUCAAUACUUAAUUUUAAUACGAGCAUGUCUCCAUUGGAAAAGGAUCCAUCUAAAAGGUUCAUUAUUCAGCCUUAGUACUAUGAAGGCAAAGAGCUAGAGAGAUACUUGAGCCAAAAGAAUUAAGACUCAGCUUUUAAUACCAUUCAAACGAACUCAAUCAAGAAAUUACCUGAACAGUAUAUUCAGGAUGAUGACGAUGAUGAUGAAAUGGAGGAAUCAGACAAUGAUCUCUAAGCCAACUAGAGAGGAGACUCACUUUAAAAUCCAAGUUCUAAGAUAUUAAACCACAAUAAUGUUAACACUGGAGGCUAAAAUAGCAUUAAGUAAUAUAAUCCAUUCUCGCAAAGGUAGAAUUAGCCAAACUCAAUUGAGUCAUAAGAUCUAAGGCUGCCUCAGAUUUAGAGUAACUAUUUAAAGGGGACCUAAAGUUCAUUUAAUUCAACUGAUGGGAUUGGUUCGAGUUUCAACUAUCCUCUGGGGAUAGUAUACUCAGCUCAGAAUAAGUAAUCUAAUUCCAGAUUCUUCAGAUAGUUUGUACCAAUGAAGGGAGUACCUAAAAUAAUAGAUUUAACAAAGGAUAAUGUAAAUGAAUAAAUUGAUGGCCCAAGCAAAGAUUAAAAUCAGCAUCUAAGCCCUGCAAAAUCUAAAAAGAAAAUAAACAAAACUUUCAUUCAAGGUAGAACUUCUGUUUUUAUGGAAGGAAAAAAACUUCCUGAUCAGCAGAUGUUUAAUGAGUUUAAAUAUAACAUGAAUUAGUAUAUUAGCAUGGAUCCAGAAGAUUUAGCUCAAGAGACAAGUUUUCAUAAAAAAGAGAAAAUACUCACGAUGCAAGCACAGUAAUCCAUCUAUUUCUUAAGAGAUUAUAAACCUUUUGAGGAAGUUCAACUUGAUCCGCCCUCUCCCAAAAAAGAAGAAGAAAAUUAGGAUGCCAACUAAAAAGCAGAGAAUAAAAGACUUAGCUUUAUUGUAGUAAGAAAAGAAACACCUCCAAGGAAUCCAUUGGUAAUUUCAGCUUUGGAAUCUCAGGAUGAAAUGCUGACUACAAAGAUCAAGAAUAUGCAGCAGACAUUAUCUGCUCUAGCUAAUCAUAGUAAAUCUCUUGGUAAAUCUGCAACGAAUUACCCCUUCCUAUCUAGAGGUUUGGAUGUGGAGCAUGAAUCUUUAGAGGAUAUUGAGAUACUCAAAAAGCAUUUAGCAUCAAUUGGUAUGAAUGUACCAGCUAGAAUCCUAAAAAAUGCUAUUUUCUUGCCUAGAGAUAUUGAUGCUGAGAAUAGAAAGUACCCUCGAAUAAUAGACAUGCUAUUUUCUGAGGAGUAAUUGAUGCCAAAGAAGAAGGUAAAAAGAGCUAAAACCAAAGAUGGUAGAUCUUCUUCCUCAAAGCAAAAUGACUCACUUCCCUUAAUAAAAAACAAAAACAAUCCAACAGCUGGUUAUAAUGCCAAACUAUUUUACAAUAUAAACGCUUGA
Stylonychia lemnae is the source of this 2130-nucleotide messenger RNA. Lineage: Eukaryota; Ciliophora; Spirotrichea; Sporadotrichida; Oxytrichidae. The record is from the annotation of a GenBank genome assembly.